AAGAAACUUCAUGAGGCGAGCUUCUUUAUAACCCUUUCCCUUCUUUUAUCCCAAGUAUUAUUUACAAAAGACUUGGAAGAACACACUACUCAUCUCUGCUUGUAGUCAUGGCUUCUUCUUCAUCUAUUAUUCCCAUAACUCCUAUUCAGCGAAAGUAUGAUGUUUUCAUUAGUUUCAGAGGGCGUCACAUUCGUGACAACUUUCUCAGUCAUCUACGUUCUGCCUUGUUCGGAGAAAAAAUUGUAAGUUUCGCUGAGGACAACAUUAGGAGAGGAGAUGAUAUUUCAAAGUCUCUUCGCAGGACGAUCAAGGAAUCACAAAUUUCCAUAAUUAUUUUCUCUAAGAAGUAUCCUUCUUCAAGAUGGUGCUUAGGUGAACUCGAGAAAAUCAUGAAGUGUAACAAAAGAAAUGGACAAUUUGUUAUACCGGUCUUCUUAAAAGUGAAGCCAACUGAUGUAGAAAACCAAACAGGAUGUUUUGGACAAGCUUUAGCUCAGUAUGAAGGUCAUCCAAAGAUACAAAUAUGGAGGGCUGCUUUUACAAAAGCUGCUAAUUUAGCUGGAUGGGAUUCAGAGGUCACAAGGCCUCAGGCUACACUUAUUAAAAAUAUUGUGUACGAUGUUAUGAGCAAACUUUACUUCGCUUCCCCAAACGAUUUUCGUAAUGUUGCUGGAGUGAGAUAUCACAUCCAGCAAAUUGAAUCAUCGCUAAUCAUGGUUCAACAAAUGUUCAAUAAUGGACUUGAUCGGAUCUCUAACGUUCCCUUAUUGAAUGGUCAUGCUUUCAAACCAGAGCAUCCAUUAAAUGGUCAUCAUAUGAGACUGCCAAAAAGGGAAAUAAAUUAUUCUUUUUCUUCUUUUUCCCAAAUGAAGUAUGAUGUUUUCCUUAGUUUCAGAAGGGCUGACACGCGCAACAACAUUAGCAGCCAUGCAUAUGCUGCUUUGCGCAGAGAAAAAAUUCAAACUUUCAUUGAUUAUGACCUCCAUAGAGUAGAUGUCGUUUUAGAUUCUCUUUUCAAGACGAUUACAGAAUCAAAAAUUUCAUUUGUCAUUUUCUCGGAGAACUAUGCUUCUUCAAGAUGGUGCUUAGAUGAACUCGUGAGAAUCAUGGAGUGUAGAAAAGAAAAUGGACAAAUUGUUAUACCAGUCUUCUACAAAGUGGAUCCAUCACAUGUGAGAAAACAAUCAGGCCCUUUUGGACAAGCUUUAGCUCAGUACGAAGGUCAUCCAAGGAUACAUAAAUGGAGAGAUGCGUUGACAGAAACUGCUAAUUUAUCAGGAUGGGAUUUACGGGUCACAGGACAUGAGGCUACGCUUAUUGAAAGUAUUGUGGCGGAUGCUUUGGGCAAGCUUUCCGACACUUCGUCAAGCAGAAACUAUUCCAAGGCAUACACUCAAGACAGAAAAUAGACAUGGUUGUUCAGUGGUUCAGCCUAACUCUCCUUGUGGUUAUCCGACCCAGUUCUCCUUGAACCAAGAUUGUGUGGAUGAUGUCCCAGUGUAGGGUAGGAAAAAGAAACGAAGCUAAAGGCAUUUCAGAUUUUUUUUUUAAAUUUCGUCUUUUUUGAGAAAAAUCGAGUCGAAAAAAGUAAGAGGACACCAGAGCUUGAUCUAGUUCUCCUCAUCUUUCUUUACAACUUCAAGAAUUUUGCCACCCUCGCUGGUCUCUUUCAUAUUUUUCAUGUUGUUAUGAUGAUCUUAUUAACCGUCAGCUUUUGCAUUAUUUUCAUGCUUUAUUUCACUUUACAGCUUGAAUGUCACUUUACUCAACUAGUCAUUAAGAAGGACAAUGAAAUGAAAUAGGGAAUUGAAAUUUUCAUUUUCGGAAUUGCA
Messenger RNA from Tripterygium wilfordii, 1832 nucleotides. Its product is annotated as disease resistance protein RUN1-like. Lineage: Eukaryota; Viridiplantae; Streptophyta; Magnoliopsida; Celastrales; Celastraceae. The transcript has 3 exons. Gene Ontology annotation, biological process: signal transduction. The coding region runs from base 108 to 1409 and encodes 433 amino acids. The record is from RefSeq and is a predicted model, not a curated record.